Messenger RNA from Cercopithifilaria johnstoni, 1467 nucleotides. The record is from the annotation of a GenBank genome assembly. Lineage: Eukaryota; Metazoa; Nematoda; Chromadorea; Rhabditida; Onchocercidae.
AUGGGCUUAAAAGUCACACCAACAACACCGGAAACAAUUCUAAAAGAGCCUAAAGCAGGAAAGGGAAUUAGGAAUCAAUUUUGGUCGACAGGUUUCAUUAAAAGUGAUGAUCAAACACCAAAACGACCUGAAUCAACUGUCAGUCGACAAUUUUUACCAAAGAAAAAGCAUGGAAUUAGUGAGCGUGAGGAUCUGAAACAACCCUUUCCGUAUACACCAUUCAAAUCAGGUUCACUAAGCAAGAAGGCAUCAAUAAAUGCAUUACAUGAUACAACAUUCAAUGCACAAUUAAAUCAGGAUUUAUCACAAAUCUAUGGUACCCAGCAGCAACCAGGUCAUCCACGAUCAGUGUCCAGCAUGCAAGGGACAUUGAGGACACAUCACACCAAUGGUUUAUAUGGUAUCAGCGCUAUACCACGUCCGGAAUCGAAAGGAAUAUGGCGAGGAUCGCAAUGCGGAAUAAUUCCACCACCACCAUCAGGAUCAUAUCGCCCAGCCAGUGCAAUGAAUAUACCUGCCUUAUCUCGACCCACUUCAAGAGCGAAUAGUGACUUAGGAAUAGGUACUGUUUCUUUUUGCGAUAAUAUUGGUAAUGCACCUUCGAGAUAUCAAAGUUAUUGUACACUUCCACGGCCGGAACAAAUCGAUUUCGAUCAACACUCAAAUUACGGCAAUGAAAUUAGUCAAAUGGCUAAACAAAUCAAUCAAUUAUAUGGUCCCUAUAAUUCACAAAUUCAACCAUCAAUUAGCCCUAAUGCAAUCAGUAAACAGAAUAUAUUAUCAAGUCGGCCGGGAUCAUCGAUGCUUAUUGGAGCUCCAGGGAUGAUUAGUGAUUAUCUUACUCGGCCACAUUCCGUAUAUGGUCCAACUGAAUCCAAUGUUAUCCCACAAAUAUCUGACGAAGAGAUUUUAAAGCCUGCAAAAGAAAUAAUCUAUUUUGAUGCACUUUCCGUUCUUUCCGUGCUCCAGAUUCUUUGUUCAUUAGUAAUAUUUGGUUGUGGAGUUUUGCGGAUAAUUUGGAAUUCGAAAUGGGCAAUAGGUAUUGAGAUUGUUCUUGCUGUAUUCAUUUUCGCAGCUGGUGUUACCGGAAUAUGUGCAAGUAGCCGAAGAUCUUACAGCGCAGCGACAGCAGCAUUUAUUUUGUCAAUGUUGAAUUCUAUUCUCUCUGUUAUACCUUUCAUAUUGGGUGCUCUUUCGGCUAUAGCAAAUGCAUUUCCUACAUUGAAUCCGGAAUGGCUACUUGACGUGCAUGAAUCAUGGGCCAUCGAUUAUUUACUAAGUUUCAUUUGUUUUGCUGAGACGAUGAUAGCAAUGACAACAUCAAUCUAUGGAUGCAAAGCAUUUGGUUUAACGAUGAGGCUUAUUGAGAAGCUUCGUUUUAGUGUUGAUCUGAAUACUGUAUUUGAAGGCCUGUCACCAGCAAAUCAAAAGGAAUUAAAUGGAAUGGACAACAAAGAAGCAGUAUGA